Messenger RNA from Neopsephotus bourkii (Bourke's parrot), 4073 nucleotides. RefSeq names its product CXXC finger protein 4 (gene CXXC4). Gene Ontology annotation, cellular component: nucleus. The transcript has a single exon. The record is from RefSeq and is a predicted model, not a curated record. NCBI's taxonomy places the organism in Eukaryota, Metazoa, Chordata, Aves, Psittaciformes, Psittacidae. Gene Ontology annotation, molecular function: methyl-CpG binding; zinc ion binding. Bases 89 to 1294 code for a protein of 401 amino acids.
AGCCACCCCAGCCCCCCUCGCCCCGUCCCUCUCCCCUCGGCCCCCCACCCUCCAGCCCCGUCCCUCCCCGCCGCCCUCCCCGGCCACCAUGAACACCAACGUGUGCGUGGAGAGCGGCCCCAACCCCGAGGCGCCGGGGCUGCCCAAGGACAGCCACCUGCCCGAGGGGGCCCUCAACAGCCUUGUGGAUUACAACUCGGAGAUGGAGAGGUACCGCUCCUUCGCCACCUUCUACAAGACCAACGGCGGCGCCUUCCCACAGGCGGCCAAGAUCGCCCGCAUCACCACCCCCAUCUUCCCCAGCGCCGCCGCCGCCGCCGCCGCCCGCAUCGGCAUGUCCCCCUGGAACUGCGACACCGCCACGGCCGCCGCCGCCACCGCCAUGCUCUGGGGCAGCGGCGGCGGCGGCGGCGGCGCGGCGGGCGGUGCGAGGAAGCCCUCCUCUGCCGCCGCCGCCUCCGCCUCCGCGGCCGCCGCCGCCGCCUCCUCGCUGCACGCCGGCAGGGGCGGCAUGCACCACCGGAGCGACUCGCAGCGGCUGGGCAAGCCCGGCUGCCCGCCGGCAGAGCAGCCCGCCCUGCCCAUGGCCAACGGCAACUUCCUCUCCACCCUCUCCCCCGAGCACUGCCGGCCGCUGGCCGGAGAGUGCAUGAACAAGCUCAAGUGCGGCGCCGCCGAAGCCGAGAUCAUGAACCUGCCCGAGCGCGUCGGCACCUUCUCGGCCAUCCCGGCGCUGGGCGGCCUCUCCCUGCCCCCCGGGGUCAUCGUCAUGACGGCCCUGCACUCCCCCGCCGCGGCCUCGGCCGCCGUCACAGACAGCGCCUUCCAGAUCGCCAACCUGGCGGACUGCCCGCAGAGCCACGCCUCGGCCUCGCCCGCCUCCGCCCUGGGCGCCGCCGCCGGCGCGGGGGGCGGCGGAGGCGGCGGCGGUGGCGGCGGUGGCGGUGGCGGCGGAGGGGGGGCCGGCGGCGGCAGCGGGGCCGGGGCCGGGGCGGGCAACCCCGCCAAGAAGAAGCGGAAACGCUGCGGGGUGUGCGUGCCCUGCAAGCGGCUCAUCAACUGUGGAGUCUGCAGCAGUUGCAGGAACCGCAAAACGGGACACCAGAUCUGCAAAUUUAGGAAAUGUGAAGAGCUUAAGAAAAAACCGGGCACUUCGCUAGAGGUCAGAGGAGAUGAUUUCUUUUUCCCCAGCCUCCCGCCGUCCCUUCUCAACCCCCUGCCCCCGCCCCUCCAGUGCUUCUUGUCUAGCUUCAAGAUGCAGCAUCCCUUUUCCGAGGCCUCCUUCAGGCUCUGAGGGUGCCCCCGCCGCGGGCGCGGCCCCCCGCGGCGCUGCCCCGCCGCCCGCCCGCCCCUUCUCCGCCCCGCAGGGAUGAGAAACGCCGCCCCCCGUGGCGCCCCGCCGAGCGCUGCGCCCCCCGGCAGCCGGCCCCGCCGAGGAGGGACGGAGAGCCGCCCCCGAGGGCGACCCGGCCCUGCGGAGCCGGGGGGCUGCCGCGGGGCGCCGGCCCCUCCCCGCCAGCCCGUGGCCGUGACGAGACGCUGCUCGCCUGGUGUACCUGCCGUGCUGUUCCCAUAAGACUGCUGGCUCUCUCUGGUUCCUUUUCUUCUCAUUUUCUUCUUCGUCCUCAUUUUUUAAGGGAGAUUCGUGGCUGUCUGUGGGGACAGGGAGGUGGGAAAGGGAAAGUUUCAGCUGAACGCCGUCGGAAGUUCAGGGAAAAGCAAUGGCGAGUUCAUCUCCAGGCUGGCUGGUAGCAGUUUGUCUGAGAGAGACAGCUGGCCCUAGAGCCUGGUAGUCUGUGAAAUGUGCCCACAUUAAUCCCUUUGGCAGCGUCUUUUACGAAAUAACCCGCUCACGGUGUGUAAAACACAAUGGAAAUUUAGCACAGGGAUGACCAAACUGAUUUGCACAUACGGUUAUUUUGACAACGCGUCGUCGGCACUGACAACGUAUUAUGUUUUCCAAAGCUGUAAGGACAGGUUUCAGGUUUGCUGGAUGUAGGAGAGACAGGCAGCUCCCAUCUCACAGACAUUCCAGUUCAUGUAGUGGGUACAACAGACAAUGGGAACCCAAAUACACAAAACGGCAAUGGGCUGAUACCAUUUGGCGAAGGAAACAAGCGAGGGGAAAGACUAGUAAUCAUCCUUAAUCCCUUGUCAUUAUUAAAAUUAUAGUGUUGCUGGUAAGACACACAGAUGCAUCUGAAGGUGUCGGGGAUGAUGGAUUUAGUACAAAGGAGCAAUGUAUGCUGGGUGACAUCGAGGUUUGUAGUCACAGAAAUUAGCAACUAAGUGAGAAAUUGCAACUUCCCUCUCUGUGUGUGUGUGAGCAGGGCUGUUAUUCCCUUACUCACUGCUUGUAGGAGUUCUCUUCAAGAAGAAGGAGGUGGGGUAAAGGAUUCCAGGGAAAAAGCAACACCAGGAGCCCAUUAAUUUGAUCACCAUUAAAUAAAUAGAAUAACGGAGUUUGGAGCAAUACUGCCAUGGGACAAAAGCAGCAUUGUGGGGUUUAACUGACAUUUGGCUGAUGCCAUUAACUCUUCCCUAACCCUAAGCAGCCCCAUCAAACCAACCAAUGAAUUCCUCCUCACAAGAGUGCACUGUCCAUGCUGAAAGUUCCAUUUGUAGCUAACCAUCCUCCUAGCUCUUUCUUGUGGGCUUGUGGUGACCCACUGCCACCUAUGCAGGAACCAGGAUGGACUCCCCAGGUGCUAGAAACUAGGAUUGGGCUUUGAGCCCUUGUUUUCCUCAAUGAUACGCCUCUGUGGGCUUUGUAACAAGUUCACAAAGAAGGUACUUUACGCCCUGAUCUGUUAGUGAUGGGUUAUAAUGAGUACAGCCCAAAAGAGACUCCCCCCAACCAGAGAUGUAGAGAAUCCUUCCCACACCACCCCACAGCAGGGGUGCCUUUGUAUGCCAGGUCCCUCAUUGGGCUUGCAGACCAGGGUGCCGCUGGGAUUUAAUGUUUGUGAUAAAUGAUGGGUUCUGAUGGCUUAUCGAUUUGUGCAGAGAGUGAGCUAUCUCUGGAAGAAACGAAUUUGUGCGUUAUCAGAUCUUCCUGUGGGUUUGUGUGCAUCUCUGAGCACAUUUACAGAACUUCCUCGCUCCUGACAGAGGUUUUCGACAGCCUUAAAAACUACUCAGGUGUGUUAUGAGAAUGCCGCCUGUUAAAACUGUUUAACCACUGUGACUAGUAAAGCCCACGGUUUAAUUAGCCACUUGUGUACCCUCAUAACCACCUGUCUUCAUUUCUUUUCUUCACUCUUUCUCCCCCACUCACUCUCUCCUCUUUGUGUUCUGAUGGAUACAUAAAUGCAAAAACUCUGCUGCUGUGCUGUGAGUGGAAGGAAGCAGGUUUCUCAUUCCAGCUGUGGAGGUGUCAGUAAGGCAUUGCUUCUCUGCAGGUUGUGGCCCAUCGCAAAGUUCUGUCACAGGAUGCGGCUAAUUUCUAUGCAGAAACAUGGUUUGUCAGUAGGAGAGGCAGAGUAACUUUCUUAUGUGGUAGUUUUCCUUGUAUCUUCUCCUUCUUCCUUUUAUUUCAAUUAACUGAUGAAGAGUGACAGCAGGGCUGCCUGAAGCACGUGUGCAGCUGCAGUGCACUGGCUGCGAGGCCACCAGCUGGAAGGGUGUUGGAGAGUGGCAGGGCCUACCUGAGGGCUUGGCAGUGAGGGCAGCUUGCUUUGGCCUCUGCUCCUGGAGAGGCAGCAGCUCCAUGUGGGUAAUCCCCAUUCACCCCCGCAGGCAUGGUCCCAGGGCUCACAUUCCACUAUGUACUCAGGAGAUUUGUGAAUCAGGCCCAACAGUGGCAGCAAGUUGUGGAGAUGAUUCAAGGCAGGGGGGCGGAACUGUGCUUAAAACUGAAAUAAACGAAGAAUGAGAAUGAUACCAGUAAACAGUAAGCUGGCUGAUCCCACGGAAACCAUUUCUCUCUUUUUCCUUUAAAUCUUUUCUUCUACUCGUGCAAUGAAGGCAUAGGAUAUAACUCUCAAGGUUAAUACAUGGAAUCAAAGAAAGAUCCACAUGAAUGCUUUCCAGUCCCUGACCUUUGCAUUUUUAAUGGAAUGCUUCCCUCCCAG